Messenger RNA from Anolis sagrei ordinatus, 1091 nucleotides. It is a transcript of the gene CA5A, whose product is annotated as carbonic anhydrase 5A. The record is from RefSeq and is a predicted model, not a curated record. Gene Ontology annotation, molecular function: zinc ion binding; carbonate dehydratase activity. Gene Ontology annotation, cellular component: mitochondrion. Lineage: Eukaryota; Metazoa; Chordata; Lepidosauria; Squamata; Anolidae.
CUCCCAGGACGGUCUGAGAAAUCUGGACUUUCUGCAGCAUGUUAUUGGAUCAUUUGCUGCCAGGGAUUCAACUAGAAGCCUUGGUUCCGUUCCAAAAUGGUGCUUCUGGUCCAUGCCAGGAAAACGAACCCAAUGCGUUGGUUGCAGCGGGUGAAAAGUUUGUGGCGGCCGAUGCCAGCAAGACUAUGUGGCUUGGUCAGCGCUGGCCAUAAAAACAGAUACGCUUCAUUGCACCCCUUAUGGCAGAGCCCCAUCACUAUCCCGGGAGGCAGCCGCCAGUCACCCAUCAACAUCCAAUGGAGAGACAGCCUUUUCGACCCUCGCCUUAAACCCUUGGAGAUACGCUACGACCCGGCCACGUGUCUCCACAUGUGGAACAAUGGCUACUCCUUCCUGGUCGAGUUUGAGGACACCAGCGACAAGUCAAUUAUUACCGGAGGCCCCUUGGAAAACAACUACCGGCUGAAGCAGUUCCACUUUCAUUGGGGGGCCAUCAACGAAUGGGGCUCCGAGCACACCGUUGACUGCAAGGUCUUCCCAGCAGAGCUGCAUUUAGUCCACUGGAAUUCUUGCAAAUAUGAAAGCUUUGAGGAAGCUUUAAUGGAGGAAAAUGGCUUGGCCGUCAUUGGAGUCUUUCUGAAGCUUGGAGCCAAUCACAGCGGAUUGCAGAAGUUAGUCGAUGCCUUGCCCUCCAUUAAGCACAAGGAUGACCUGGUGGAGUUUGAAGAGUUUGACCCGUCCUGCCUCUUGCCGUCCUGCACGGAUUACUGGACGUAUUCGGGGUCCUUGACCACCCCGCCGCUCUCUGAGUCCGUCACCUGGAUCAUCAAGAAGAAGGCCAUCGAAGUCGACGAGGACCAGCUGGAGAUGUUCCGGAUGCUGCUCUUCUCACCGGCCGGAGAGGAAGAGCAGCGGAUGGUGGACAACUUCCGCCCACUCCAGCCCAUCAUGGGCCGCACAGUCCGGGCCUCCUUCCCCACGCAGCACCGCCUGAGCGUCCUGCCAAGGGACCCCAUGGAGCAAGAGCCGGAGCCACAUCAGGAGACGGCGCACCUUUAAAGCCUGGGAGAAGAGAGGAGGCAACAAACAAU